Messenger RNA from Acipenser ruthenus (sterlet), 5542 nucleotides. RefSeq lists its product as uncharacterized. The coding region runs from base 287 to 949 and encodes 220 amino acids. Lineage: Eukaryota; Metazoa; Chordata; Actinopteri; Acipenseriformes; Acipenseridae. Gene Ontology annotation, molecular function: zinc ion binding. The transcript has 5 exons. The record is from RefSeq and is a predicted model, not a curated record.
UUCGCCUCAGCUGAUUCCCUCACAACCCGUUGUGAACAAGCAUUUGGUGGCUCUCAUGCUUGGAAUUGUUUUGUUUCCUGGGACACCACAGUUGUAUGCUGAUAUUGUGUGAAUAUUUGAAGAAACUGAAAACUAUGCUUGUCUGGAUGUCAGCCCAGUGAUUCAGAAAAGGAGGUGGUGGAUUCUUGCAGGAAACUAUACAAAAAGACAUUGCACAAACAUCCCCUGAGAGUGAAUGCUGUAUAUAUGUGGUAGAAUUACCACUUAAAAGUGCAAGAACUAAAGGAUGGACAAUAGUUAUGAGAAUUUAAAUUCUUGCGCUAGUACCGACUCUUUCCCAAUUAAUAUUUCAGAGUCACUCGAAUGCUUUAUCUGCAGAGAAGGGGAGGGGAGAGCCCGUGAUUCUUUGCUGAACUUCUGUGACUGCAAGAGCCUGCUGGCCCAUCACAAGUGUCUUCUUGCGUGGAUACGAAAGGGCCCUGGAACUGAAGACAGACCGAGAUGCAGAGUGUGCACAGCUGAGUACCACUUGCAGAAAGGAUCAGCGUGGAGGCUUGUUGCUUGCCGGUGGCAGAUCUGGAUCAUUUGCACCGUAGCCUUUGCCCUAUUUGCCAUUGUCCCCUUCGUGGUGUACAGGAUGAUGACUGCCUUCAGAAACCCUCCUCCCCACCCUCUGUUCAAGGCGGCAGCAGUCUGCUUUGGACUGCUCACUGAGACGCUCCUAAUUAAAUUCCUUGUGUGCUACUGCAGCAGAUCUUACGGCAGUGCCAAGAUGUCUUCAUUCUCUGUUCGGGCACGGACUGUAGAGCGAUGCGAUGCAGGCUUCAGCCUUCUGUGGCCAGUAGCAGCCGGUCAGAACUCAUCAACAGCUGUGGGGAGCGGAGGAGAGGAGAGAAAGCAGGAGGUCCUCAUGGCGAGUGAGGGCUUGGGCCUCAAGCUCUGUGUGUGAGCACAAACCAGCACACCCAGGCCAGGGCCUAAGGAAACCCCAGCAGCAGUGAAAAAAACAGAUUGACACUCAGUGACUCAUUUAGCUUCUGGAUUGGACAGAUUUCUUCCCUGCUGGCAGUUUUGGCCGUGUGUCACUGGGACAGAUACCAGUUGUGGCUUAUCAAAAUUAUAUUGGUGAUGAAAAAAAAAUUAAAAAAGAGUCAUCACAAUGAAGAGAUUUUAGCCUCAUGUUGACAACAGAAGGCCAAGCAAUUUCUAGUUGGUACAUUUGUUUUAUUUAAAAAAAAUGCUUUCAGUCUGCCAAAAUGGAAGAUUGGGUGAGUCAAAAUUAAGGUUUUUAAUCUAGCCAUCAUAAAUCAUUGAGGGGAUUCACAUUUCUAGAAUUCUGAUGAAAGGGUUAGGCGCACAAAACACUGUGCCUUAAAGCAUCUUCUGAAAAUUGUGUUAGUUCCAAUGAUAUGUUUUCCUUGGCAAACAUCGAGCUGUAAAUAGGGAUUGCUUACAGUAUUUGUCAUUAACACAGUUAGCCCAGCACCGCUAGAUUCAUUGGGGCAUUUUUUGGAACCCAAGUUUGAGCAAUGUUAGUGAAAAGAAAAUAUUUUUUUUUGCUUUUUCAAAUCUGCCCAGGUAUUUUAAAAACAGCAUAUGGACCCCAGAUACAGCAAAGGGUAAACAUAAAUAUGGGAAAAUCUAUUUCCCACUUCCUCCACAGUUGGCAGGAGGCAUGGUGCUGAAAUGGCGUGAUCGAUUCCAACAUUAAAACCCAGUACACUUCUGUUAGUGCAGUCUGUUUUAACUUCACUUUCCUCUUUGGAUGCUGAUUUCAAUCCGAGUGCCUCUAUUUUCUUCACUCAUUAAAGUGGAACAGAUCUUUACUGCAGUUGGACAUAUCUUUGUCAGUCCCAAACGUGAACAGAUCUAAUCUUUUAUUUUUUGGGUGGAGAGGAGGAAACUUCUGUUAGUUUUCCUUUUGCAAUCCAGGACGUUAAUUGCUGACAUACAAAAAAGGGCAUUUGAAAAAAAAGAUCACAUUCUCAAAAUCUCAAAAAACCCCACACCCCGUUCAACCAGCCUACAUUUAACCCUGUCAGGUGUACACUUAGGAAGGAGAAAUCGUACACAGAUGCACCCAGCCUCAGCCCGUUAUACUAAGCCACUCAUCGUUUUUCAACCACAGGGACUACAUCUCAAAAGACAUAAAAGCUAAAUUUCAGAAAUUUCUUUUUUAGAAAUGACCUCUAGGGGCAUUAAAUUUUAAUUUCUGCAUUUUCCAUUUACUAACUCACAUUUACCAACAGAGAUGUAUAGAUAAUAGGAUAGUAUAUGGUAGCACAAGGACUCUCUUCACCCUGAUAGGGGUGCGUCUGGUGUAAUGUUGUCAGUGCUGUCAGUUUCAGUGUUUAUUUCUUUUUUUAAUUCAAAUGUAUGUGAACUGAGAUUACUAAAGUGGUGGUGUGUGGGGGGGUGCAUGGGGAGCAGGAAAAUGACUUUGUUUGAAAGGGGAGUACAGAGUAUGAAUUUCAUAAAGACAGUAAUAGUAAUCAAAACAUUAAAAGUAUACACCUCAUGUAAUAAUGCUGGAAUUCCCUGUUGCACGCUGGACUCGUAUAUCAAAAUAUCUUUGUAGAAGCAGUGAUUUUAUUAAAACUGGCAUUCCAAACUGAAGGAAUGAAAUGCCUGGCGUUUCAUUCUUGCUGAAGAGCCCCUAAUAAAACUCUACCCCUCUUACACAAGCUCUUUAUUAGACCAUAAAUGGCAUUCAUAUCAAAUAUUAUUACGCAGGAAAGACAUGCAUAUACAAUUAUAUUCUGAUAGCCUCAAUUGUGUUAAGGUUUUAUUAAAUAUGUCUGGUGGAAGUCUCACUGUAAAUGUGUUCCAUUAUGAGGCAUUUGUCCUGCCUAUUACAGCAAGCGAUUUCUAUAAACGCACGUCAGUACAUUUUCAGGUCGCUGGAAUUAUCUCCAGCAGGAUCAUAAGGCUAACUCACUGUAUAUCUGUUGUGAAAUGCCAUAACAAAAGCCCACGCCUGUGUGAUCUCAAGGCUUAAUAUUCUGAUGUGCCAGAUGGGCACUUUCAUGACUGUGUGAGCGUGGAUUAUUUCAUUUCCUACAUCUGGGACUCCAAAUGGCUGCACAGAAUGCUUCAGGAGAAAGUCGCAGGCUGGCGACUUGGGAGGUUUACCUUCAGUGGGGAGCUGACAUGAUCUGGCAACGAGGCGGCAAAGACUUUGGCACACAUAGCUUUCUAAAGGUUACGUGCCUGGGCUCCGACGCAAGGCAAAUGUUCAAGAAAUGUCUGUCUAAAACUCCUAGCAGUGGGCAGCAUCAGUUUGAAUUUAGAACUGGUUAGGUAUGAAGGUUUUAAGUGAAGUCAUUCCUGCUUUAAAAAAAAACUUAACAAAUCAAAUGUACUUUUUAAGUCAUUAUGAUAUUGUGUACAAUAACGUUUACCUUAUAAAAGUUUACCAUGGUACAUUUAGACAUUAAUUUAGCAGUUUGCCAAGUUUUUCCUAUGUUUAUACUAUACAUUCACUGUUGUUUAUCAUGGUUAACCAUCUUUUUUCCUCCACCAUGCUUUAACAUAGUUCCCAGUGAAUCACGAUUCUUGCUUGUACUUUACCAGGCUACACUUUCCAAAGCUUACACUGCGUUUUACUGCAGUCAGUUUUUUAUACAUCUUUUAUAAACCACCUAGGUAACCACUUGAAACCAGGCGGUCCAAGUUCAGCAGGGAUAUCAAUACCAAUUAAAACAUGCACAAUUGCAUGAGACCGACGCGGGGGUGGGAGUAAUACAGGGUUUAAGGUGGGCUGUUGCAAACAAACAUAACUGUCAGAUAAAUUAAAGAGCACCAAAUUCUAAACGAUCAAUGAAUAUAGCGCACAAACACCAAUUCAUUAUUUGUUUUGUGCACAAGAUGACAACUAGCUUAUUUUGUUAGGAAUAGAUAAGAUACCCAGCUUUGAAAAUCGCUCCAUGCAGCAUGUCUCCUAGGAUGUGCUCGUAUGUACUCCAGUGGGAGGGACAUACAGGGUGAGCUACAGAAUGUAAUGUUAACAGAAUUGCUUGGCAUGAAGGAGCUGUUGGGGGUAAUUCAAAAUGUAAUUCAUCUGCUAUUCAUGGUCAGGAGUUUGCAAACAUGUCCUCAAGGUUCAUGUCUUAGAUUAAUCUUCUGUAUCGAUUGGAGGUAAACACUGCACAGGCAAGUGUGCUGGAGAAACCUGAAAGGACUGUGCUUGGUAGCCCUGCAUCCUCAAAAUAAAAUAAUAAAGCACUCAGGCCCAAGUGGGAUCACCCAAUAUGUUUCAGUCAGUGUGUGAACUAGCAGGUUACUGUGAUGAACCAACCGGUCAUGAAUGUUUCUGACCUCUGUCUCCAGUUAUCUGUCAUUCAUCUAGCGGUUGAGAGGGCUCAGUUCACAGAGAUUUGCAUUUUAUAAACAAAAAUAAGCAUUCAAAUGAAAUUUGGAGAAUGAAGCCAAUAAUAUUGUGUUUUUUAAAUUAAGUGCAAGUGAGUUAUCCAUUGAUUCAGUGAGGAAAUACAGUGCUCCUUCAUCUCCUUAUUCUACGGUGACAUCCAAACCAUUAUCCAGAGGGGUAGUAAACAUGUUUUUGCAUGAAGAGCUUAGCAAAGGGUUACGGAUUUUUGGUAGUGCAUGACAGAUUGGUAGGAAAUUAACAGCUUCAGACAUUAAGUGAAUUAAACCCAUAAGUGUACAUUAAACCAGUUCAUAAGAGGUUUCUCCAGGAAUUUAUGAUUUAUUAUUUCUCAAGGUCUGUUUCCAGAUAAAAGGCCAUGGUAAACUGAUAUAUGAAAUCAUAACAUUAAGCCUAAAUAUGAAGAGCAACCCAUAGAGCCAUCGAGUCAUAACUUGAUAAAAAUGCUUGGUAACACUUUGUGUCUCUAAUUACUGUAUAUUUAAAUAGCAGGUACGUACAUAUAAUUACAAUGUUAUUAUGCACUGUUACAAUGUACUUAAUGUGUAAAUCUUUUCUAACUAUAUAUUAAGUACACAAUUGUAUCAAAAAAGGGUUAGUGUUAGAGGGUUGGGGAUAGGGUUAGGGUUAGUGUUAGGGGGGCUAGUGUUAGUGAUAGGGUGAGGGUUUGUGUUAAGGGGGUUAGGGUUAUAUUGUACUAAAAGAUUUACACAUUAUGUUCAAUGUAACUAUGCAUACAAAUAUUGUGAUUAUGUAUUUACUAAGUAACUACUAUGUCAUUACACAGUGAUUAAAGACACUUAAUGUUAUCCAAUGCUUUUAUUCAGACUUGAAGUCAAUUUUUAGCAUAUAAAAUGUAAAGUGUCUUUAACAAUGGACAAGUCUGUGGUUCGUGUUCACAGUGUAGCCUACCAAUCUACACAAAAUGAGUAUCUUGAAAUUAGGACAUCUGUAUCUGUUUGCUCAUUAGGAUAUACUUAAAUAAAUAGUACAUUUAGUAAAACUGCAUAAAGUACAGUUCUACUAUUAAAGAGCUUCAUUUUCACACAAUAUGCUGUUCAUAAUUAUUACUGAUGUUAACUGAUUUAUAAAUAAACUUUAACAUGAAAAAUGUAUCAUUGUAUUUUUUCUUGUAAAAAAAAUAAAAUAAAAAAA